AUGAUGCAUCCUCGCUUUGCUUCAACAAAAUCCUCCACUCCCUCAGCAGAACACAGCGAAAUAACUCUCGCUGGCGCGCCGGAUAUCACAAACCACUACACAAUCUUUCCUAAGACACUCCCCGCAGGCCCACCACCAGCCUCGCCCUUCGAGAUUUCGACCAAUGACCUGCGCCGAGAGUUCUUUCAAAUCCAAGGCCUAGUUCACCCCGACAAAUACCCCAACGGGGCAGAGAAGCAGCACGCAGAAGGCCUUUCAGCACGAAUCAAUGAUGCAUACCGAACGCUGAUGGAUCCGCUGCUACGUGCACAGUACAUCUUGCGCGAGUGGCAUGGCAUUGAUGUCACAGCGGAAGACGCAGCUACUAAGCAUGCCCUCGACCCGGAGACACUGAUGGAGGUUAUGGAAGUACAGGAGACCAUUGAAGAGGUUGGGGCCUCGGCUGAAGGGGAGGUGCAGAUCAAUGCACUUAAGAAGGAGAAUGACCUACGGGUUGUUGAAUGCGUGGAGGGCUUGGGGGCGGCAUUUGAGAAGGGAGAUUUGGAGGCUGCAAGGAAGGAAUGCAUUCGCUUGCGGUUUUGGUACAGUGUUGGGGAAGGGCUGAGGGAAUGGGAGCCUGGGAAUACCGAGAUCCGGUUGAUGCAUACUAGCUAA
Penicillium paradoxum is the source of this 654-nucleotide messenger RNA. RefSeq names its product J-type chaperone JAC1. The record is from RefSeq and is a predicted model, not a curated record. Gene Ontology annotation, biological process: protein complex oligomerization; [2Fe-2S] cluster assembly. Gene Ontology annotation, molecular function: protein-folding chaperone binding; ATPase activator activity. Gene Ontology annotation, cellular component: mitochondrion. The coding region runs from base 1 to 654 and encodes 217 amino acids. NCBI's taxonomy places the organism in Eukaryota, Fungi, Ascomycota, Eurotiomycetes, Eurotiales, Aspergillaceae. The transcript has a single exon.